AUGGAACUAGUUUACGAUAUUCUUGAAGAGAUCCGAUCUGAAACGCUUUGGUGGAUGGUAACAAACUUGGCUCCAGGAAAAAAGAAAGACCUUUUGCCUCUCAUAACGGCCACGUAUUUGAAUAAAAAGCAGUAAGAAUGUCAUAGUCGGAGGAAAGGAAAGAGGAGUGACUUGAUCAUAAAAUAUAAACAAAAAUCAGCUUGUUGACGCUGGUUAGAAAAGAUGCUAGAAUUAAAAAGAGGCCCGAUAUUGGACCAACGUUCGUUGUAGGUACGUUUAAGCUAAACAACACAUCUAGAUAACUGUUACAGUUUAGAUCAGUAUGGAGACGGCAUUUCUAUUGGAACCAAAGCAAAAGGAAAUGGCCCUCGAGUUCAAUGUCAACUAAGAUAACUAAAGGGGUAAUAUUGCUCGUUGUCUCUUUGCCGAACUUACAUUUUUAAUGGCAAAAAGCUUAAGGUGCCUAUUUUUAUACAUGUUGCAUUUCACGUACGGAAAAUCCGGAAACGUGAAGUAGAGGUACCGUGGAAAAGAUAUGUGAUGAAAAAUACUCUUUAUUUACUACUUUGCCGCUCCCUAUCGAUGCAAGGACUUGGUUAAAAUCUCAGAUCACAGUAGCAUAACAAUGUCCUAGAAAACCAAAUGUAACUUAUGCCCAUAGAGCGUAAUUUAGUGCUUUUUCCGUAAACUGAAGAAUGAACAGCGCUAUUCCAAUCUUGAAACAGAUUGAUUUAGCUGGUUGAGUCUCACUUGAUAGAGAGCCCUAGCCCUAAGGAAAUUUUAUAUACUGAUUUCUCAGACGUUUCCCUAAACGCUCUGGCGGGAUUUCUCCACAACAUUCAUAUAUUAAAACAAACUGCUAUGCCACUCUCAUAACAUCAGACUUCAAUCCCUUGGAUAUCACGUGAGUAAAAAUCAUUAGAUUUUGAUCACUCCGAAUGCAGCUGAUCGAGGCAUAGGAACAUUAUGCAAUAAAUAGGUACUUGUCAUUUGAUAACAUUUUAUUUUAGGAUACAUAUCAAACUCAUGGGGUACAAAUAGUCUUAACAUGAAUGUAGUGACCACGCCCACUUCAACACCCCACUCAAAUCGAGUGUAAUUUUCGAAUGUUUUACCAUCGUGCGGAUUCUCUACGGAAAAAGCACUCAAUGUACCUCUGAAAUAUUAAACUAUAAUAUUAUGGCUUUCUAUUUCGCUAAUUUUCUAACUUGAAGGUAAAGUUUUUCCCUCGUCAUUUUUACCUUUUCUCCGAGCGGUUGCGUGAAAUUAACAAGGCGUUUUUGAUCAAAACACGACCGAGCGAAGGGUCUCGGGCGAUAUCUCUUUUACACAGGCGCAAAUUAAAAAUGUACCGCCAGAAUCAAAAAGAAGAACAAAUUUCCUUUGUUUUGACAUGUAAAGUGUCGAACAAAAAGCAGAUUUACCUUCGUCAAAUGGCGUUUCAAAACAGCCGUAUCUUCCUCCUUUUGAUUUUUCCUGUUUUGUAAGCGUGAAAGCAGUAGGAGAGGGAUCGGGAAACUCAGAAAGCGCUUCGGGAAUUAAUCUGCCAUCGUUUACUUACAAGAUAAACAAGUAAGAUUUGUGAAGUUCGUUGAAGUAUGAAGUCUAAAUAAAUGCCUUUUUAAAGCUUGUUUGCUGAAUUUUCCGUAAACUUUCCUGAUUAAUUUUUCGUUUCAGCUUACUAGCCUAUACUAUUUCAAAGCAAUGUCAAGACGAAGACAGAGAACCAUGAGUCGGUCCUUUCAACAAUCGUAAACAAAGUGUUUGAGCAAUCAGGUAUACGAGGUGUAAUAAUCAAUAACUGCAUAUUAUAAGUCUUCAGAAAGAAAGUAUUCUGCCUUCAGAAAGCUGUCAAGAAAGCUAAUAAUCGUGGCGGAAGGCAAUUAAACGGGCCCUCGGUAUCGAUUUAAUAUCAUAUCGAUCUCAAUAUCAUACAGUUUUGUAUAUUUCUUCCGUGGAUUCGCCUUUCUAACGAGGGUGUAUGUUGAGAAUUCAUUGCAAAAUCGCUUUGUGUUUUUUAAUUUCCCUCUUUGACCUGUCCGCCAUUUUGCCAUUUUGAAAAUUCGUAACGGAGAGCAUGCGCAUUACGUGGGGUUAGUGGUUGCGUAUACCUGGAACCGAGAAAAACAAAUGUUCGUCGCACUGGGGAAAGAGUUUGAUAUGAUUAUAUGAACUUGGUUAAAACAUCGAUAUAAAGUUUAGUAUUCAAGACUGGGUAAUAACGCAAUGUUAGACAGUGGUAAAUCAAAGAAGAUCUAACGGUCUGGAAUUGAAAUUAAUAAAUUCAUCAGUAACUGAAGCCAUAGCGUGCUUUUUGGCCCACGGCUGUUACAAAGUUGUGCUUUCGUUCUUUCAGCCUUUAUACCUUUACAUCAGAAUGUGUAUUCUCCACACUGUUCUUUAUACAUUUCUUUUGGCACCGACGAUGAGAAUUAAGAUAAAAAUCAAGAUAUUUUAAGUUUGUGAUCGUUUCCUUAAUUCUCUUAAGCCUAAUGCUUGAUUUAGCAGUGAUACCUCAGGGAGAAAUUAGAUGUUAGUCACCCUCAGGGGUUAAAGGGUUAAAGAAAACGAAAUAGCUGUAUUUACUCUCGUACUCUUACAGGAAGCACAUCAGGCAAUAAUUAUAGAAAGUCUUAAGCUUGAGAAAAUGGUUUCGGUCGGGUGAACAACUGUCACUGCAUAACUUUGUUUAACUUUUUUUUUAAUGAUCGAGCGCGCUGUCGUUUGGUGAACAAGAUAACUCUUCUGCCUUCUAGGCUUAUUCCUUGCAGAAAGUAGAAAUACACCGCCUGGAACUUAAAAAUCAAAAAUACGAAGAUGUUUAAUUUACAGCUGCUAGUGUUUAUUUCGAUCUUGGAGACAGUCUUCACAAUGACAGCGGAUCUCGAAAUUACCAGGAAAAGACGACCUGUUGACAAAGGAUGGAAGAAGGGGAGAGAUUCGUUCAAAAUUCCUUCAUCAUUAUGUAGUAAGAAGUUCGAUUGUAAGACAUUCAACGCUGAGGAGGCAAGUUAUGGCGAUGGCUGUUCCUGCUUAUGCCCCCGAAACUAUUCGACAUUUAUUUUUUACAAGAAGACUUGGGGUUGUCAAGAGAACAAGAAAGUUCGUACUUUAUUAGGUGAGUAAAAUACCACGACGUUUGUGUAUACUAAAAAAACUGAAAAAUUUCAUUUUCAAUUUAAAGGUAAACACUGAAAUAUAACUACCGCAAGGGAAUUCGUCAUGGUAUGCGCUAUGCAUAAAUCAUGAAUAAUAAUAAGUACCACAACCUAACCGCGAUAAAGAAUAAGUAAAAUUAACCUCAAAAAAUCAAAAUUAUUUUAUAAGGCCUUCCUUAAUUUUUGUAAAUUAAGGAACCUCCAUAGGGUUUUUGUUCAAUUUUUUCGCUUUUUAAGGUCACUAAGAGCCAUCAAAAGGCGAUUAGCAAGGUUCGAACUAUCAUUUGUUGUAGUAAAUCAUGACGACUUCAACACAGACAAAGUAUGUAAUUCUGCGAACCCCACUUGAGUGGGGUUCGUGCAUAUGUAUGAGCACUGUUACCUAGUAACGCGUGACGUAUUUUACGUCACGUUUCACUGGGAGUCUUGGAUGGAAGCUGUGUAGUAAAACCUGUUUGAAUGCGGUCUGAGAAACAAGGAUAGAUCGAGAAAUUUGAGGUGAACUACGUCUAGUGUUUUGAACGUAAUUUGGAAAGCUUUGUUUGCUUAGUGGAUAAAGUUAAAGCAGAUGUAGCUUAGAAAAUGGUUUUGAUCUUUGAAAUUCAUAACGAUUUCGUCCAUGAACGAUUUUGCAAAUUCACGCCUGAAAUUGAAGCGAACCGUAAUUUGAGCUUUUUGUUUAGAUGAGUUUGGGUGAUAUUUAAAAAUAAAAGUAGGUCUUCUUAAAGGAAAGACAUUGUUCACUGAAGGGAAAGGUUUCUUCGCUUUCUUUUCCGAUUUGGCAAUGUUCGAUCCCUGAUCUCUAGUGGAUCACAGACGCGGCAAUUCCACACCGCAUUCCAGCCGUCAAAGGAAACGAUCACGUAAUUAUCGUCUACUUCUUCAACAGUGCACGCACACCAAACUCCUUCAUCGGCUGCUUCAGCUUUGAAACCCACAGUUUGUGGAAAAGCCAUCACGUUUUUAGUCAACCGUGCGUUUAGCUCAUGCGAUCAAAACAAGUUUGCGAUCGAUAAAGCCAGUCAACUUGUUUUAUAACAUAGCUAGUAAAUUUGUCUAAUCAAAUUCGAUUGCGAGAGCGUGCUUCACGUUCUAUUUACUUUACUAUCUAAACAUCUAAAAUAACACUUCGCAAUGUUGAUUUAUGUUAUCAAUUUUAAGAUUUUAAUCGAAGGGCGGAGUAAAAAAGAUACACACAUAUCACGUUAUUAUGAGUUCCCCUUUAAGUUAUAGCACUUUCACAUUCUCAGAUAAAUUUCCUUUUCGUGGAUCUAUGAGUGGAAAAUUUAUCGCACCUUUUACAAGAAAAAGUAUGCGCAUUUUGAUUCGUGAAUUUUCUUACACCAUCAUGAAAUUCUUCCUCAUAGAGCUAGCAGUGGAGCGUUUUUCGUACGCAUCUUUCGUGCUCUUCAAACUUCCUGCGUGCUUCAUAUCUCGAUGAACGCACGCUGACGUAUGAACCAAUUGUUAAUUGAUGAAUCUUUAAUCGGUCGCUAGGACACUUAGUUGUGUCUAGUGUUCCCGGGUCGUAGUUGUUGAAGUCGUAAUGAUUAUCAAAAUGAUAAACUAAGGCUCCUAGAAGGGAGCAGUCACCAGUGAUAAUUUGGCUUUGCCUUUGAAUUUCUUAAAUUUGCUUUGGUGAGAUCUCUCAAAAUUUUCACGAUUUGUGAAAUUUUUCCUUCCAAUCAUCUAAAAGCCGAAAAAAUAGGGAUUACAAACGCAGUUUUCACGCUAUUUGCAAUUUUGUGUUUUCUUCCUCUAUUUUAAAUUUGGUGUUAUGAAUUUUUUUAAUCAACAGGCACUAGGAAUGGCACAAAUGUGUUUAACGGUCCAGCAAAUCUUAGGAAAUUCCACUAAUGGAAACGCGAUAAAAAUCUUGCUUGAAAGAUCUAAAUUUCCUUUGUCACAAAUCAUUAUGUAAUGGAAUAGAACUUCGCCAAGAUCUAUAUCUGAUCAUGCGUAAACUUUCGAAUCGAUCGCCUUUUGGCAAUCUUUCCCACGGUGUUUUCUUUUCGGUUGACCUCUUUUUCAGCCGUAGAAGGCCUAUGAAUAUUACGGGUGGAGUUCAGUGCUGGAAACCCUAGAUUUCAUCACAUAAAAACUGUAUUAUGUUAAACUGUUUUUAACACACCUAUUCAGAUAACAAUCGUGCGAUCGUAUCGAUCUACCAUGUUUGCUUUGCUAAGUUCGCACCCCGAUCUCGCGCGAUCAAAGAACCCUAUGAGCCUCCUUAACUUCACUUACCUUUGUGUGGUAAACUCAGAGAUUUCGAACUCUUUAAUCACUCUUUGAUCAUCUGUCAACAGGAGGCGAUACAAAUACGUUCUUCCGUUUUAAGAACGAGAAUGAAAGAAACGAACUGCGCAUGUUGAACAUGAACGAAGAAAGAAAAUUAAAACUGAAUCGCACCAAGCGCAGCUGUGCCCAAGAGUCCGCGAGGUAUUUUAAAUGUGGUGACGGCGAAGAUGUAUUGCCUGAAAGAAGCCCUUUUGCAUUAAUAGCCAAAGAUAAAAAUUAUUAUAUCAAGGUAUUAUUAUAUCCCCGCUAAUUAUAUCCCAUGCUUCAAUCGUUUUCUCAUGAACAACAGACAAUGAUAGUAGUCCUUACCGUAAACUGAACAACAUGUCUUGUUCUUGUUUGGUCAAUGGGUUUUGUUCAGAGUCAUUCCACCAAUCGAAUCGAAACUAACAGUUAAAACUAAAGGAGACUCACAAGAAGCCAAUGAGAAUGUAGAGUGAAACAAAAAACUUUCCCGAAGCCCUGGAAAACGUGAGAGACCCUAAUUUGAUUUUCUGUUUUACUUGUGCAUCUAAUUGGUUGAGAGGGUAGCGUGAGUGUUAUAGACCAAUCACAGAGCAGCAAAAUGAAGCAAAAGCAAUGCAAUCCCAAAAUAAUUCCAAUACGUGAUUGGAAAAUUGCUUGAAAUAAGUUGAAAGUGAAAAACAGAAUCGACUUUGGAUUUCAUUCACGCCAUAAUAAAGAUAAGCCAACGUGGAAAAGAAAUUAGAAGCAUGUGCAUUCUAAGAUCUCCUCUGCGCGAUAGAACAUAACCAUAAUGUUGCGUUGAAUUGCGUUAAGGUAAAUGAAACGACAAGCAAAGACUUCUUGAAAGGACGAAUAAUCAAGCUCAAGAUAAUUUGUACUAACACACGGAGAGGCUUGAAUGGAAGCGGGGUGUUAUUGUUCAAAUAUGAAGGAUCCUUAAAUUGUAAGUUUUUAAAAUCUUCCAUACAAUAUUCGGAGUUUGUGUUAUCUUUUAUCUCCUUGACGUUUUUACCAUGAAAGUUAUACAAGAAAUUGCCGAGGGUAUUUAGGUCAAAUGAAAUACGCAGUGACAUAGAGUAAUGUUGUGUCAAGGUGUUGCCCCACUCGAAUUUAGAAAAAAUUCGAAUUAAUUUAAUUAGUUAUAAAUCUUUCUCAUAUGAAGACAUUUUCAAUGCCGUCAUUGAACCACCUACAUGAAUAUGGCGAUCGCCGUAUUUAUGUAAGUCUUUAUUUUCUUUGACAGAUUUGCUGAUUUUGAUUUCAUAAUCAUCAACCGAGUCUAAGACCCGUACUGUAAGCCAUGAGACAAAGUUUUUUUCGCUCUGAUUUAUGACCCAAGCGUGAAGGGCGUGGGCCAUAAACCGUUGCGGUAAAAACGAGGUUCCGUAACUUGCAGUUCAGAUCGAAAAAUUGAGGCUAGUAAGGUUUUUGUUUUAUCUCUGGGUUCAAAUACAUGGGAGGAAAUUCCAAUUCAAAUACACGUUUGAAUUUAGUGGGCUGAACAGGGAAAUACGUCGCACUAAGUUGACCAAUCAUGGCACACGUACCAACUGGAAUAUGGUGAUGUUUUUGUAGAACCAAUUCUAUUGCACUACCAAAUACUGUACACUGCAUUUGGUUCUUUCAGAGUGAUGUAUGAGUCGCAUAUGACAUCGAUAUCCUCAUAUAUAAAAGCAGAACAUUUCAAGGUUUUUUCGGGUUACGAAUUAUGCCUUAUUUUGCUGUUGGUAUCACUGAGAUAAAUUCCAUGACCGCAAAACUAUCAAGUCUUAUCAGAAUGUUUUCUUUCAAGGUUCUAUAACAAUUCCCUUAAACCCAAACACGGAUGGAAAACUACCCUCCACGCCCCUCAUUGCUGGUGUUACCACUGUCAUUUUAGUACUCCUUGUCAUUUCCUCCCUCUUGGUUUAUCGACGCCAAUAUCUAAAGUAAGUGAGUCAAAAUUUUAAAGGGUAUAAAAGACAAAAAAUGUCAUCGUUGAAAGUCUCAUGAACUGUAAAAUUAAUAGUUUUUGUUUUAAAUUUUUCUCUUUAUGUCAUUUAUGUCUUUGAUAGGAGGGACCCUCAUCCAAAGGGAGAGAGCCACGACAGACAGGUACCGAAAAAGACAUUAUUCUGGUUGAACAUUUUCUAUUUUUUUACUCCUUAUUCAAAUUUUUUUCAGGAAACAGAAACACCAUGCGCAGAUCCGGAAAAUGGAACUGAUAAUGAAAAUGGUUUAACCGAACUUGCUUACAGGGAACCAGGUUAGUGAAGGCAUCAUCACUGAUACGGUAAUCGAAAAGUGCUUUGAAUAUCAAGAAUGAAGAAUAUAACAACCGUUGUACAUCUGUAAUUUGGAAAAAAGCGUUUCGUGAUUAUACUUGUCUACUGGAUUAAAACAAGAGAAAUUAUAACAUAGCUAGUAAAUUUGUCUAAUCAAAUUCGAUUGCGCGAGCGUGCUUCAUAUUCCUAUUGUGCACGCUCAUGACGUCAACAAACAAAUCCCUCGAGAAAAAAAUUUUCCUUCGGGUUGAAAAUGUUAUAAAACAAUCGGUUAAUACGUCAGCUGUGCGUUCAUCGAGAUAUGAAGCACUUGGGAAGUUUGGAGAGCACUCAAGAAGCUAGAAUUUACGCAUCUUUCGUUUUCUCCAAACUUCCCGCGUGCUUCAUAUCUCGAUGAACGCACGCUGACAUAUGAACCAAUUGAAAAUGUUGUGGUGAAAAGCUUAUCGUUUAUCUCACGAUGUAGAGACAGGCUAUCAACUGUGGAUUAAUAUCAGUAUCUGGGCAACUACCCACCUACCCCUCCCCUAACCCAGCAACAGUCAAUUGAUAACAAGUUAGGGUUAAUGUUGGAUUCGGGGAAGGGGUAAGUGGGUAGUUACUCAGAUACUGAUAUUGAUCCCCUGCGGAUCAGCUCAACUGUGUUGAUCGCGAUGUUUCAACCGCAAUAUUGCCAGUCUUCGUCAGGCAACGAGGUCAAAAGUACACUGGUUCGUCAUUAUUGGUGUGAUCUGGCGCGUCAUCGUUGGUGAAGAGAAAUUAGUCGAAACAUAGAUGAGAAAGAGGAAAAUGACCCUAAAAUUAAAGAAUUCAGCCGAAUCGGGAUCGAUUGCGGGAAAUUAUCAUGAAAUAGUUUCAUUUUCAAUCUCUGCACUUUCUGGAAGCGUUGACCAAUUUAUUUUUUAAACUUUGUUUUAGCUGUUUUUGCAUCAAGCUAUCAGGCUCCUGUUUACGAUAGAGAGGCACAUUUAAGCGGUGAAACAGAAAAUAAUGAUAGUUCUAAUGGAGAACACAUAUACGCUCCCUUGAACAUUUCUGAGGGACCAAGUGUAUAUGGCCAUAGAGACGACCAGGAUAAUUGCCCCAUGAGUAAAGAUCAAGCUGUUUAUGGUCUCAUAGAGGAACUCAAUGUUGCCCAACCGGUGCGCAACAGUUUUGAGGAACCACGCCGUGACGUUUCUCACAGACCUGGCCAGUACGGCAUUGUGUCUUCCGACGAACCAGUCUACAGCACUUUGGAAGAGACUGCCCACUGCUUUGACGACGGUACCCUGCCUACACAAAGAACUCUUGAGUUACCAUAUGUUAAAGAUGUGGAGGAAUCGAUUCAAUAUCGUACCACGGGUCCUAAAGAGCCCGUUUAUAACACAUUGGAGGAACCUGUUGGUGAUGAUGACAAUGACCCUGUAUAUAACACUUUAGAGGCUCCUGAAGGUGCAGAGGAUCCUCUCCAUCCUCGUGCUGUGUCUACAGAAGAACCAAUCCGUCAUACCUUGGAACAAUCCAAUCCAAACAUCUCAGAAAAAGCGGAUGACUUGAAAUUUACGACCGAGCCAGUAUACGAUAUUGUUGAAGAGGAUACAUCCUAAAAACGUUUUUGUUGAAGGCGAUAUUCAGGGCUCUAGAAAAAAAAGCUCUCCUUGCUUCGUAUGCCAUGCCAGUAUUCAAGUUAAAGAAAAGGGAAUUAUAAAAAUCAUUGCAGUCGGUACAUAGAAAAUUAUCUGUUAGAUAAUUUUUAUGAGUCGAACGUAGCUUCCAGUUAUACUUUUGUUUCUUACUCGAGCAAAAUCUAGAGUCUGAGAGUGUAAAUAAACAGGCCAGUUAUGUGCAUGAAAUGGCUUAGAAAUAAUAAGGAGGUCAGACUGAAAAAGAAUAAUUCCUUAAAUAUUUUAAAAUAUGCACUGUUAGAUUUGAAAUGAUUAUUUUGGAAAAUAGAGUGUUCAUAUCCCAAAGAUGGUUAAUUGGUUACGUAUUAAGAACGACCUGAUAGGAAAAUUAGAAAGAUUAAGUAGCUUGUUAGAAAUUUUCCCGUGGUGAGACGCAGCCCUGAUAAUAAUAUAGUUCUUGUAAUAUAUAAUAAUCAGUUAAAUAAAAUUAUCCAAUACUACUUUUAUCGACUUGUUUACCAGUAUUCCUUGAUUUCAAAGGAGAAAUAUUUAAACCUCUUUCAAAGUUUUAUUUACCAAGAUGACUAACCACAAACGAUUUUGCGAUAUACUCUGUGAUUGUUCUAGUUUUAUCAUUUCUCAGUCAUUUUAUCUAAUUUUCAAAAGGCGGCAUUUGUAUUGCUGCAGAGGCACCAAAAUAGUCAGUUCUUAACUUCCUUAACUUUCUUAAUAGCCAAGUUAUUUUCGUAUCAGUGAUGAUUGUAAAUAAACUUCUGAUGCGUUUGUUCUAAAUCAAAUUAUGAUAAAUCAUAGUCAGUUCAAGUAAUGAUUCGAAAACAAAAGUCCCAUACUUUUGUUUUGAAUUUAACUAUGAUGAUUUACACAGGCUAAACUUAGUUCUAUAGUUUCUUCUUAGUCUCAGCCAAUCAAAUUAGGUCAACUUAGCUAUAUUAAAGCUACUUUAAGGUUAACACAUAUAUCUCCCACAAAACAGUGAGGAACCAACUAGCGGUAAAAGAAUAGUUUUGCUAACGCCAAAUACAGGCAUGUUCAUGAGUCCUAUUUAAAGUUCAUUGGAACGAUUACCUUUUCAGUUUUGCUUUGGUUUAAGUCUAUUUGAGGAAUAGCAACAAAGCAAUUGCCGAAAGCCAACAGAGAAACAAUAUACAAACAAUUGAGACGUCAACAAAGAUGAGAGCACUUAGCGUGGUUCAAUAGACACGUAAAUUCUGCACGCAUUAUGACAUGAUUUUAUGAUUCAGCCGAAGCAAUUUAGUAGAUAUUUAUAGUUGAACAAGACCAUACGUCGAAGUGUAAGGGGGAAAAAUUAACUUUAUGAGAGGAAAUGUUACACGUCAAGCGACUAAGGAAACGUCACGUUGAAUUUUCUGACGUCGACAAGAAAAAAAGUUGAACCUUUUUACGAUCAGAUUAAUUUCAAGAUUUCAAGCAAACGGUGUUCAUUAGUGAAGAAAGAUGAAACUAUUCAAUAUUACGAAAAUCGUGAUUAUUGCGACCUCCUUUAUUACCAUUAUAAAAUCAGCGGAGCUCGAGAUCACCAGGGUAAGACCAAAAGGAAGGAAUGGAUGGACGCAAGGCAGAGAUUUCUUUAAAAUUCAACCAUCCUUGUCUACUAAGUACGGUGGGAACAACACGACUGUGAAUUGUGCAAAAUUCAAUGCUGACGAGAUUAGUCAUGGUGGCGACCAAUUUACUUGUUCAUGCUCCAACGAGAAUGGUACAUUAAUACUCGAAAACGAUGAGUGGAGAUGCCGACAAAAUUCUCACGUUCGUAAACUGCUAGGUGAGCCCAUAACGAAACGAUUUUUUCGAUUAUUUCAGUAGAGAUAAUCUUAACUAAGAUAGGUAAUAUAUUCAAAGUUAGUAACUUCUCUAAAAACAAGUUUCAAAUAACAGUUAUGUAGUCAGCGAUAUAAUUCAUACUUUUGUUUCAGCCUUAUCAUUCAUUCUUCUUGAUUCUUAAAAUCUCUUAAUAUUACUUUAUUUACUUAGACUACGAACCAUCACACCCUAAUUCAAAUUGUAGACAGUCUUUUCAUUUUGUGUGAUAUAAAUCUGCUCUGAUGUUCAUAAAAAGCGUAAAAAUAGGAACAAUUUAUCAUAACUAUUCCACUAACAGUAUUGGGUAACAGUUGCCCCUAAUCGAUAACAAUUCUGAAGUACAUCAACAGACCGUCUCCCUGUCCAAGACUCUCAAACGUAACUUAUUUAACAAGAACUCAAAACCCUUUAAAAUUUCUUAAAUUUUAUAUUGUUGCAAUGGUAAAAAAAAAAAUACUGCCACAAUAUACUGAAUAAGGAGCUUCAAUAAUUACGCCCCCGGAAAUGUUCUUCAACGAAAUAAUUGCAGCGUAAUGAAGACUUUAUUCCGGUUUUCCGAAAUUUGUGGACGUUAGGAUUGGUUUAUCAGUCUUCAUAAGCCUUGACACCCCGUCGUAACUGUAUUUCUUCUCUCGGUAUAAAAUUGCCACUCAGCUAAUCUGUGUAUUCAAUAACUCAAAUGUAAAAAAUGCUCGCAUUAAUCUAUUCUUUCGUAGGAUACACACGACAGAAUAACGUCCAUUUCGAGAACGAGGGCCAUGACGAUGCAUUACGCAUGCUCACGAAUAGUGAGUUCAGAAGAGUGAAAGUGUGGUGGUUUUGGUUUAAUUGCGGUGUGGACAAAUAUAAAUCUUGGUAUAUUGCAUGCAACGGUUCUGAGAUUCCAUUAAUGGGUGAUCUGCAGCUGUUUACCAUAGAGAGAAGAUACCAUCACAAUUUUCCUUAUUUUCUGAAGGUGAGAAGCAAGUGGUUUCCAUAAAAGUCCUUAUAUUUGGCCUAUCAUGCGACAUAAACGUAAUUAGGUAUAUGCGGAGGGUCAUCGUGCGAACUUGGGUUACCUGUGGUUUAAUGCGUUAAUAUUAAAAAUGACCACUUGAUUUAGCGGUUACGUAUUUGUGUGUUGUAUCAUCGUAGGCAGAACCAGCGUUUUUAAGUAAUACAUCUGGAGUAGUAUUUUCGCGGCCAGAAAUACGCUAAACGAACUUGAUUGAUGAAAUAAAAUAAGAUCAAAUUGAAAUAGACCCUUUGAUCUUUCUCAAAUCAAUCUAUCCGCCUUUAAGAUUAUAAAGCAACCCUGGCCUUACGUAUCAAACCUUUGCUGGAAGGUAAUCUUUAUUGGGAAAGAAAGCCGCAAUAUUAUUCGUUAUCAAAACGACGUAGGCCUUCGAUGGAAAGAUGAUCGAAGCAAAAUGUAUCGUCGCAUGAAAAUAUUGAAAAAAAUCCCCUUUUUUUUACUGGUAGUCAUAUUUUAAUCCAUCUGUUAUAUUGCCUUUCUUUGUCUGUCUACAGGUGAACAGUGGCUCAUCGAAUGCUGAUUUAUUGAACGGAAGAAUUGUCAAGCUUGGUAUUCAGUGCACUGAUAAUGCAAAAAAUCCCCUGAGCACAUUAAUGCUGCUGUUUAAGUACGAGGGCAAAGUGAAUUGUAAGCUCCGUUUUUCUUUUACUUACGUAGAAAUAUCAUAUACAGUGUAGUGCCCAAGAAAGUACAAUUUCUUACCUAGUAACUCUAUUUCUUAGCUUUCUUUUAAACUUCAGUCGAUUAAUUGCCUAGCGAUGGGUUCAAUAGUACUAAAUAAUGAGUAACCCUCAUAGUAUCCUAUUGUUCGCUCUCUGCAUUACAUCGGCGAUGUCAGCCUGAGAAGGUAUAUGAAUUCAGUCUAGUCCAAGUUUCUGAGGAAAACGGAGGCGGGAUCUUGUUAUUAGGAGGAAAAUUGUCGUGGGUAAUCUUAAACCAGCUAAAACGCUCAAUAUUGCAGUGGGCUGGCUGCACUACAAUAUUUUGAUAUUGUAGCAGUGCUUGCGGCAAUAUUUUUGAUAUCGCAGUCUGCUUGCGGCAAUAUUUUAAAUAUUGGAGUGGGUUCGCUAUAAGCUGUUACCGUUUUAAUUUUUUCGCUCAGUUAAAAAUAAAUAAAAUUAAAUAGGUGAUUAUUGAGGCUCACAUCACUAUUGAAUAUAAAGCUGUGAGACUCAGUAAUUAUCUGUUAAAGAUCAACAUCAGUCCACAUUUAGAAGGUCAAAUCAGCUCAUAUUUAAACGUACCUCAAAAAUGUUAAUCUAAGAUAAUCGCACAAGACUCACUCACAUAUACCAAAUAUAUCUUUCUAUUCUUGAAUAUAUGUGCUCUUUUUAGGUUCGUUAUCAACACCAACCUCUCAACCUAUGGUCUCAACCAAGUCUUUGCGAAACAUUUUCACUUCAAAAACAGCGGCCACAAAAACAACGUCAACAGCAAAGGCUAAAACUUUGAAAACGAAUACUAUAGCAACCACAACGUCAAAGUCAACAGUAACUACAACAGCAAUACCUAAAAAGGACACGAAAGCUAUACUAAAGGUGAGCAACUUGACAUUGUCUCUAAUUGCAAGUAGUCCUUGGGCUUAUAUAGCGAACGUAUCCCACAUUCUACUUCCUUUUCGAGGGCGUAGCUUAUGAUGUAUGACACAGUUUGACCCCUCCCCCUUGUAAAAUCCUGGCUACGCGGCUGCUUUUCGUUCUUUUUGUUUUUUUGUUUCUUUCAGUACCCCCCAAAAAUGAAAAGCAUUAAUAAAGGAAUCAUCUUACUGACCUUUUGUCCAUGGUCCGAAAUGAAUUGUUCGCUCCCCUUUUUGUUCAUUACCCGUUGAAAAAAUUACGUGAAUGAGAAAAUAAAAGAGGUACUUACAACACAAAAUAAGCGAGGAAAUUAAGAAAAAAAGGGGGAUGAAGUUAUUUAGCGUGUACCAGAAUCUCGGUCGGAAGAGACGAGCGAAAAAGCGAACGAGUAACAAUCCAUCAUAAGCUUCGCCCUUGCGUUAGUUCUUGAGACCCGCUCCGCAAGCUAAAAGUACGAGAAAUACGUUGCCAGAUUUAGUUCAGACUGGUCAAUUUGAAUACAAAUUUGGACGUAUGAAAGUUUCAGAUGCGUCUACGACGAUUCGUUCCUUUGACAAGAGUUAUUAUCUAUUUCCCCAUCAGGCUACUGUCUAUCCAAAUCCUAGCCGUGAGCAGAGAAUCGAUAAAAUUUCAUCAUCCAUUACCCUCAUCGCAGGUCUUAGUUCUUUAAUUUUGGUUAUUGUCUUCGUUAUCGUCAUAUUGGUUUACCGGCGUUUCUAUUCAGGGUAAGUUAAUUAUAAUUACAUGACGGAUAGUAUAUCCGCUGGAAAUUUCAUACUAUGCUUUUUAGCUUCACAGCAAUGUUUAUACCUUUUUGCGCAACAAUUCUUCAACGGAUCUAGCCUUUUCAAGAACCCUCAUUCCAGAGGGAGUUAAGACAUAGUAGUAGGGGUCCAUGCGCGUUGCCACCGUGAGCGAAAUUUGCGACACUGGUUGGAUAUUACUUUUUGCGAAAGAUUCAUCUACGAUUCUUAGAAGAAGAAAUGUGAUUUCAUCCUAGAUAACUGUUUCAACUGCCAAAAUAUUUUUUCCACAGCAUGAACCUCUGCGUGAAAAACAAAACCGUCGAAAACAAGGCAAGUUUCUUUCGAGUUCCUUCUGCAGAAAUUUUUUUACAGUUAGCCGGAUUGCAUAGGUAUUAAAAAGCUUUUCCUUGUUUCGUCCUUACAACAUUAAUUGUAGGAAACAGCUGUAGAGAACGGUGAAACAAGCUCAGCGUACGAGCCGGAAAUUGAUGAUGAAAACGUUUACAAAGAACUCGAGUUGAGAGAGCCAGGUAAAUAACUGAUUUCUUAACUAACAACAAUUAUGGCGACCGGAAUAAAAACUUUCUGUCAUGAAGCGACUAGCACUAGACACAAUUAUCAAAAUAGAGAAACACAAAAGAACUCAACGCGCCUUAAAAAAGAAUGACGUCAACUAUAACAACAACAAGAUCAAUCGGGGACCAGUCGGUAUUUACCGCUGGAAGGGGAGGGGGAGAUUUUUGUGGGAGGAUCACAUGGUUUUCAGGGGAAACAGACAAGGGAUCAGUCAUCGACAACAGAGUAUGAAGGGAGGACAAAAAAAAUUGACGGCCAAUAAAGGUCAAUGAAGGGGAGGGGGGAAUUAUGAGAACAUUAGAGAGCCUUACGUGAGGAUCAGGUUAAUUGUAUUAUCUUUAACUGUCUUAAGACAGCUUUAAGAGCUAAGAUACUAACGGUCACCGGUUCAAAGCAGUUCAUACCUCUAUUUGUGAUGAUUUUUUUCAACGUAUCUUACAGCAGUCUAUCAAAUGCUAAUUCAGUGCAGAGCUGCACAACCAGCUGCCGAUGGUGAUUUUCGUGAAAACCAUGUGUACGAAUCUGUAGACAUUGUAAAGGAGCGAAACUUUUAUGGACCUAAGAGCAACCAGAAAACAGCCCAUAAUGCCUCAGGAGCUUCAAAUUAUUACGAUGCAACUGAUAUCAAGAGUUUGUCACAUGGUUCCUUUCGAAUAGACUAUUGCGACUACAGUGUCAGGGAGGUGCAAUCCUCAGUCCCUUUCCAGGGAUCUGUCGAGGGACCUGAUGAUUAUCUUCAACCAGUGGACGAUGUGUCGGUGAAACCUUACUCAGAAGUUGCUAUAGGAAAUGUCAACUAUGGUUUUAUGUCAAUGAAAGAGACAGUUGAUAAUGAAUUAGAGGGAUCUGCCAAACUUCACGGUGUGCAAUCUGUGUACAACGUAUUAGAAGAACCGUAUGCUGAAAGUGCAGAAGAACGAAGUUAUUAUGGUCCUUUGUCUUUAGUUAUAGAUGAGCCCAUUUACAGCACUGUGGAAGAAUCUCAGCUUUAUGACAUUCAAGUGAAAGAUAAUUCCGAAGGUACAUACGAGCCAAUCUACACUACUAUUGAAGUAGAGUCUCGUGAAGGAAAUAUAAACAACACACAAUAAAUAUGGUUGUUCACAUAUAGUAUUUAUAAUAAAUUAUAUUUUGACGAGUAAUGAAUAUGCAUCAACAAGUUAAAAUGGGGAAGAUAUUAGAGGGUUCGUUGCUCCCAAGCAUGGUUUCGUUCUAAGUUAUCUUUUAUUAGUGAGGAGAGGGACCCAGGAAUUGGGUGGGCAGCUUGUAAUUCAGAUGAUAGUAGUGCAUAACAGUUAUCUGGAAGGCCUUUUUGAAUGCCGAGUGCAACCUACUAAAAUUUACGGAUAUUACACUUUACCACUGAGAAUCAAUUACCCACAAACAUAUUUGGCAGUGGAAAUGAGCCUAUUAAUGGAC
Molecule: messenger RNA, 16469 nt
Organism: Pocillopora meandrina
Lineage: Eukaryota; Metazoa; Cnidaria; Anthozoa; Scleractinia; Pocilloporidae
Source: the annotation of a GenBank genome assembly